Molecule: messenger RNA, 489 nt
Organism: Exserohilum turcica Et28A
Lineage: Eukaryota; Fungi; Ascomycota; Dothideomycetes; Pleosporales; Pleosporaceae
Exons: 1
Coding region: 1-489 (162 amino acids)
Source: RefSeq, a predicted model, not a curated record
AUGAAUUUGUAUCCUGCUCAAAUCGCAGUCACGUGGUGGAAAUCCGGCACGGCUGUAAACACGGUCGAACGAGAAAACUUGACCAAUGCGUUUUGGACUGUUUGGUUUCCAGGCAUGCGCUUUGUUGAUAUGGCCAAGAUUUUGUGCCUCAAUAGAAAGCCAGCAAUCACUCACCUCAAUCAAUCAGAAAGCUCUGCUAAAUGCGUGCAUCUUAAUAGCAACUUCGGCGUCCAGCCCGAGUGCAUGAUCGAAGCCCAGCCCUCGGUCACCUACCACACUCAUGCUAUGCCCCUCGUCAACGAUGAACUGAGCAUUCCCAGCUGGAAGCACCUCUUUUGCGACUUGCACGAGAUCCCUCAGGGGACACAUUCGCCCUCCAUGCUGCAGAAACUUUCAACAACGACGAGAACGCAUUUCUUCCCCUACUUGACAAGUGGCUGCAUACUCCAUACCGAAACCAAGGCCUCACAAACGCAUCCAAAUCAUUGA